Paramuricea clavata is the source of this 312-nucleotide messenger RNA. The record is from the annotation of a GenBank genome assembly. NCBI's taxonomy places the organism in Eukaryota, Metazoa, Cnidaria, Anthozoa, Malacalcyonacea, Plexauridae.
AUGGCGAAAAUAUUUGACCUGAAAAUAAAUGAUAGUCAACAUGCAUUCACUGGUGAACGUUCAACGGUAUCUGCAUUAACCUGCAUCUCACAGAACUGGUUUAGUGUGACAGAUAAUUUACGUGAUAACACGAAUGGAGUACAUGCCUUGUUCAUAGACUUCCGCAAGGCUUUCGACCUUGUGGAUCACGGCAUCUUGUUAAAGAAAUUUGCGAAAAUGAACGUGACAAAAAGGUUUCUGGCUCUGGACACGAAGUUUUUUGGAAGGCAGGAGUCAACAGGUCAACCUUAUGGGAACCUUAUCAUCGAUUAA